Parnassius apollo (apollo) is the source of this 852-nucleotide messenger RNA. The record is from the annotation of a GenBank genome assembly. Lineage: Eukaryota; Metazoa; Arthropoda; Insecta; Lepidoptera; Papilionidae.
UUGUUAAUUAAAUACGUACGUAACACCCUUGAACCAAGUCUUUUAACAAUAUUUGCGAGCAUUGAGUCACUUCGUGCCUCGUGGAGAAACCAGGACUUGUACAUUGAUCAUCUUGAAACUUUGAACAAACAGCUGGAAGGCAACCUGGAAAAAGCGAAAGAGGUAGAAGAAAGAAGCAAACAGCAGUAUGCAGAAUCACAACAUAGAGAGAAGGUACUUGUUAGAAGGCUUGCUGCAAAGGAACAGGAGAUUCAGGAUUAUGUAAGUCAAAUUAAUGAAUUAAAAUCAUCACAUGCAAGUCUUCAGGGACGACCAACUCUUUUAGAUCCAGCUGUGAAUGUCCUCAUUUUAAGGUUAAAACAAGAACUUACUUCAACUAAAGCAAGACUAGAAGAAACUCAGAACGAAUUGUCAGCAUGGAAGUUUACGCCUGACUCAAAUACAGGAAAGAAACUCAUGGCGAAAUGCAGACUUCUUCAUCAAGAAAAUGAAGACCUUGGCAGAAUGACAUCGAGUGGUAGAAUAGCUAAAUUAGAGGGCGAUUUGGCACUGCAGAAAAGUUUUAGUGAGGAAGUAAAGAAAUCGCAAUCAGAGUUGGACGAGUUCCUGCAAGAGUUGGACGAAGAUGUAGAAGGUAUGCAGAGUACAGUGUUAUUCCUUCAACGUGAAUUGCGUGCGACGCAUACUGCCGUGAAUGGUAAUCGGGCGUCGUCUCCUGCUGACAAACGGACUUAUUCAGGAAGUGAGUGUAGCGACACCCCUGUUGGAAAAAGGAGACGAGCCUCUGUCCUCUCUCUUGACUACAAUGAAGAAGAAGAGCCUUUAACAGUGACUAAUGGGGAUGCAGACUAG